Messenger RNA from Artibeus jamaicensis (Jamaican fruit-eating bat), 5219 nucleotides. It is a transcript of the gene MEGF6, whose product is annotated as multiple EGF like domains 6. Lineage: Eukaryota; Metazoa; Chordata; Mammalia; Chiroptera; Phyllostomidae. The transcript is spliced from 38 exons. The record is from RefSeq and is a predicted model, not a curated record. The coding region runs from base 212 to 5062 and encodes 1616 amino acids. Gene Ontology annotation, molecular function: protein binding; calcium ion binding.
GCAGGUCUCCGCUGCCUCCUGGGAGCGGGCGGGAAGCGGGACCGCACCUGCAGCGAUCCGCUGCAGGCUCCGGUGCGGUCACCUGUGGCUGCGCUCCUUGUUCCCCCGCGCCCGGUCAUGGUGCACGUGGAGGCAGCUGCUCCGAGGGCUCGCCCGGGCUGCCUGUGAGCUGGGCACCGAAGGAGGGACCCGGCGCGGCGCCGCGGGCGCGAUGCCUGUCCUUGUGGAGGCGACGGGACGCGCAAUGGCCCUGGUCCUGGUGCUGCUGCUCCCCGCCGUGCCGGCGGGCGCUGGCGCCCUGCUCCGCCUGCAGCCUAGCAUGCCCCACGUGUGUGCGGAGCAGGAGCUGACCCUGGUGGGCCGCCGCCAGCCCUGCGUGCGGGCCUUCAGCCGGACGGUGCCCGUGUGGAGGCCGGGCUGUGGGCGGCAGGCGUGGUGCGUCAGCCACGAGCGGAGAACCAGCUACUACGCCAGCUACACGCAGGUGUACACCACAGAGGCCCGGACGGUGCUCAGGUGCUGCCCCGGGUGGAGCCAGCGGCCCGGCGCCCAGGGCUGCCCCUCCGCUGACUGCAGCGCCGGCCUCUGUCUCAACGGUGGCAGCUGUGAGCCCGGCUCAGCCCGACUGUGCCACUGCCCCCCAGGCUUCCAGGGCCCCCGCUGCCAGCACGACGUGAACGAGUGUGCCACCGAAAACGGGGGCUGCGAGGCCCACUGCUGCAACACGGUGGGGGGCUUCUACUGCCGCUGCCCCCCUGGCCGCCAGCUGCAGGGAGACGGCAAGGCCUGCGGAGAUGUGGACGAGUGCCAGAUGCACAAUGGCGGCUGCCACCACAGGUGCGUGAACACACCUGGUUCCUACGUCUGUGAGUGCAGGCCCGGCUUCCGGCUCCACGCAGAUGGCAGGACCUGCCUGGCUGUCCCCUCCUGUGCCGUGGGCAACGGGGGCUGCCAGCACAGCUGUCUGCAGCUCACCGUGACCCAGCACCGCUGCCAGUGCCGGCCUGAGUUCCAGCUCCAGGAAGACGGCAGGCGCUGCGUCCGGAGAAACCCGUGUGCGGACCGGAACGGCGGCUGCAUGCACACCUGCCGGGCGCUCCGGGGCCUCGCCCACUGUGAGUGCCACCCGGGCUACCGGCUGGCGGCUGACCGCAAGGCCUGCGAAGACGUGGACGAGUGUGCGGAGGGACUGGCCCAGUGUGCUCACGGCUGCCUCAACACUCGAGGGUCCUUUAAGUGCGUGUGCCGCGCAGGCUACGAGCUGGGGGCCGACGGUCGGCAGUGCUACAGGAUCGAGAUGGAGAUCGUGAACAGCUGUGAGGUGGACAAUGGCGGCUGUUCCCAUGGCUGUAGCCACAGCAGUGAGGGGCCGCUGUGCACCUGCCCCCGUGGCUACGGGCUGGACGAGGACCAGAAGACGUGCAUCGACGUGGACGACUGCGCCGAUGCACCCUGCUGCCAGCAGGCUUGCGCCAACAGCCCCGGCGGCUACGAGUGCAGCUGCUAUGCCGGCUACCGGCUCCUCCCUGACGGCUGCGGCUGUGAGGAUGUGGAUGAGUGUGCGUCUGACCGCGGGGGCUGCGACCACCACUGCACCAACCUGGCAGGCUCCUUCCGGUGCUCCUGCGAGGCUGGCUUCCGGCUGGACGAGGACCGCCGGGGCUGCUCUCCCCUAGAGAUGGACCCGGAUGGCCGGCUGCCCUUCGUGCGGCCCCUGCCACAUGUCUCGGUGCUGCAGGACGCGCUGUCCCACCUCUUCCAAGACGACUAUGUCGGGGCUGAGGAGGCGGAGGCCCGGGGCGAGCACACGCUGGAGGAGAAGUUUGUCUGCCUGGAGGAUGCCUUCGGCCCCGACUGCAGCCUGACCUGCGAGGACUGUGGGAACGGGGGGACCUGUCUCCCGGGCCUGGACGGCUGCGACUGCCCCGAGGGCUGGACCGGGCUCGUCUGCAACGAGACUUGCCCCCCAGACACCUUCGGGAAGAACUGCAGCUCUGCCUGCAGCUGUCAGAACGGCGGGACCUGCGACCCUGUGACGGGGGCCUGCCGCUGCCCCCCGGGUGUCAGCGGAGCCCACUGUGAGGAUGGCUGCCCCAAGGGUUUCUACGGCAAGCAUUGCAGUAAGAAGUGCCACUGCGCCAACCGGGGCCGCUGCCACCGCCUCUACGGGGCCUGCCUCUGUGACCCCGGGCUGUACGGCCGCUUCUGCCACCUGGCCUGCCCGCCGUGGGCCUUCGGGCCAGGCUGCUCGGAGGAGUGCCAGUGUGAGCAGCCGAACACGCAAGCCUGCGACGGGAAGGACGGCAGCUGCUUCUGCAAGGCGGGCUUCCGGGGCCGGCGGUGCGAGCACGCGUGCGAGCCUGGCUUCUUCGGGCCGGGCUGCCAGCAGGCCUGUGCCUGUCCCCCGGGCUUAGCCUGUGACCAUGUCAGCGGCGAGUGUGGGAAGCGGUGUCCUGCCGGCUACCGGGGGGAGGACUGUGACCACGAGUGCCCAGAGGGGACAUUUGGUGUGAACUGCUCGGGCUCCUGCUCCUGCGGGGGGGCCCCCUGCAACAGGGUCACUGGGCAGUGCCUGUGCCCGCCUGGGCGGACGGGGGACGCCUGUGGGGAAGAUUGCCCCGAGGGCCGCUGGGGGCUCGGCUGCCAGGAGAUAUGCCCAGCGUGUGAGCACGGAGCUGCCUGUGAGCCCGAGACUGGAGCCUGCCGGUGCCGCCCCGGCUACACGGGCAGCCUCUGCCAGGAUGCGUGCCCCGCAGGCUGGUUUGGGCCCGGCUGCCACACGCGCUGCUCCUGUGCCAACGAUGGGCACUGUGACCCGGCGACCGGGCAUUGCAGCUGCGCCCCGGGGUGGACCGGCCUCAGCUGCCAGAGAGCCUGUGACAGCGGACGCUGGGGACCUGACUGCAGCCGCACCUGCAACUGCAGCGCGGGCCACGGGGGCUGCGACGCCAUCAGCGGCUCCUGCCUGUGCGAGGCCGGCUACCUGGGCCCGCGGUGCGAGCAGCGGUGUCCCCAAGGCCGCUUUGGGCCGGGCUGUGAGAGGCGGUGCCGGUGUGAGCACGGAGGGGCCUGUGACCACGUCAGUGGGGCCUGUACCUGCCCAGCUGGCUGGAGGGGCACCUUCUGUGAGCUAGCCUGCCCAGCCGGCUUCUUCGGACUGGACUGCCACCGUGCCUGUGACUGUGCCGCCGGGGUGCCCUGCGAUGCCGAGAGUGGCGCCUGUCUCUGCCCUGCGGGCCGCCGGGGCCCCCGCUGCGCCCAGACCUGCCCGGCCCUGACCCAUGGGCACAACUGUAGCCAGGCCUGCACCUGCUUCAACGGGGCCUCCUGUGACCCGGUCCACGGGCAGUGCCACUGUGGCCCUGGCUGGACCGGCCCCAACUGCCUGCAGGCCUGCCCCGCGGGUCUGCAUGGUGAGGACUGCCGGCACGUCUGCCUCUGCCGGAACGGAGGCACCUGCGACCCUGUCUCGGGCCACUGCACCUGCCCGGAGGGCUGGGCUGGCCCGGCCUGCGAGGAGGAGUGCCCCCCAGGGCGCUUCGGAGCCGGCUGCCAGCACGGCUGCGGGUGCCUCCGUGGCGGCCUCUGUGACCGGCACACAGGCAGCUGCCUCUGCCCCGCUGGCUGGACGGGGGACAAGUGUCAGAGCCCCUGUGCCGAGGGCACGUUCGGGGCUCGCUGUGAGGAGCGCUGUGCCUGCCGGCGGGGAGCCACCUGCCACCCCGUCACUGGGGCCUGCCUCUGCCCCCCGGGAUGGAGGGGCUCUCGGUGUGACACUGCCUGCCCACGUGGCUGGUUCGGAGAGGCCUGUGCCCAGCGCUGCCGGUGCCCGGCGGACACCGCCUGCCACCAUGUCACUGGAGAGUGCCGCUGUCCCCCGGGCCUCACUGGGCCUGGCUGUGAACAGGCCUGUCCACCCGGCACCUUUGGGGAGAACUGUGGGCAGAAGUGCCAGUGUCCCAGCAAGAACCAGGCCUGCGACCCUGCCUCGGGCGUCUGUGUGUGUGCAGCCGGCUACCGCGGCACCGGCUGCCGGCAACGGUGCCCCCCCGGGCGCUUCGGGUCCGGUUGUGAGCAGCUGUGUGGAUGUCUCAACGGGGGUUCCUGUGACGCAGCCACGGGCGCCUGCCGCUGCCCCGCUGGCUUCCUGGGUGCCGACUGUGGCCUCUCCUGUCCACAGGGCCGCUUUGGCCCCGGCUGUGCCUACCUGUGCAGCUGUGGGCAGGGGGCGACCUGUGACCCUGUGACCGGCAACUGCACCUGCCCGCCGGGGAGGACCGGCGCCCACUGCGAGCACGACUGUCCCCGAGACCGGUUUGGCGCCAGCUGUGAGCACACGUGCGCCUGCAGAAAUGGGGGCCUGUGCCACCCGGCCAACGGCAGCUGCUCCUGCGGCCUGGGCUGGACAGGGCUGCACUGUGAGCUGGCCUGCCCCGCCGGGCGCUAUGGGGCCGCCUGCCACCUGGAGUGCUCCUGCCGCCACAACGGCACCUGCGAGCCCAGCACGGGAGCCUGCCGCUGCCGCCCCGGCUUCUACGGCCAGGCCUGCGAGCACUCCUGUCCCCCUGGCUUCCACGGGGCUGGCUGCCAGGGGCUGUGCAAGUGCCACCAUGGAGCCCCCUGCCACCCGGCCAGCGGCCAGUGUCUCUGCCCUGCUGGCUUCCGAGGCCAGUUCUGUGAGAGCGGGUGCGAGCCAGGCUCAUUCGGAGAGGGCUGCCGCCAGCAGUGUGACUGUGAGGAAGGGGCGGGCUGUGACCCAGUCACUGGCCACUGCUUGUGCCCUCCAGGACGCAGGGGGCCCACCUGCGGCCUUGACUGCAGACCCGGCUUCUUUGGCCCAGGCUGUGUGCUGCGCUGUGACUGCGGGGGUGGGGCCGACUGCGACCCGGUCAGUGGCCAGUGUCACUGCGUGGAUGGCUACACAGGGCCCACGUGCCGGCAAGGUGGGCCACCCCAGCUCCCUGGGGUCCCGUUCCCAGCCCUGAGUCCAGGUAAGGGGGCCAGGGGCAUUGGUCGGCCUCACUGGUACGUCAUCACUGGUACGUCAUCAGCAGCAGACUAAGGUCAGAGGAGGAGGAGAGGAUCAGGCACCAUGUGGCAUCUGACCCUCAGAGAACGGCCCAGGGGAGGCUGGGAGGGGCGGCUGGAGCUGGCGAGCCGAGGUGGGGGGAGUGUGAGGUGCCCCUGCCCUCGCCUGGGGCUGACCCUCGGCCUCUUGU